Molecule: messenger RNA, 922 nt
Organism: Stomoxys calcitrans (stable fly)
Lineage: Eukaryota; Metazoa; Arthropoda; Insecta; Diptera; Muscidae
Gene: Npc2f
Exons: 4
Coding region: 338-904 (188 amino acids)
Source: RefSeq, a predicted model, not a curated record
GUAGGCUCGCGACCAUUCAUGUUAGAUAUCGCAAAAAGAAAACAAAAAAAAUUUGUUUAGUUAUAGAAAAAUUUUUAAAGUGCUUUCGGCAAUAUUUUUCUUAAAAAAAGAAAUGAAAUUAUAAAAAAAUAUAUAUAUAUCAAAAAAAAUAUUCAAGCUACUGUCACACAAGUGGUUAUUAAUACAAUCACCAAAAUCAAUACAGUUGAUAAAGCCAGCCCAAAAAAAAAGAAAAAAAGCAGUGUCUUCGGUUGCUAGAAAUUUUAAAAUAAAACCCUUCCGAAACGGUCUCAUUGAACACAGUGCGCAUACAGUCUUACGACAGCGGUGGACGAGCAUGAAAGCUGUUUAUUAUUUGAAAAUUCUAUUGUCAUUCCUGAUAUUAGCCAUUACUGCUGGUCCCAAUCAAGUGGCCGGCGGAACUAUUGCUAGAUAUGCGGAGGAAGUGAGAAAGAAAAUUUUAAUGGCCCGAUCACUGCCAUUUCAAGAUUGCGGUUCACGUUAUCUAAUUCUAUACCUGAAAAUAUCGAGUUGCUCAGAAAUUCCAUGUACCAUGUAUCGUGGUACCACAGUCCAUGUGGAUGUUAUAUUCGAUGACGAUGAUAACAAUACCACAUUCCUGAAACAUGAAGUUCAAUGGAUAUUGAAUUCCAUUAAAACAGAUGCCCAUAUUACUCCCGACCCUUGCGAAGGUGAUGAGGAAUGCAUAUCCACUGAUAAUGAUGGCAAAUCUUAUUGGGCAUCGGUGCUUGUCAAUAGUACACUGCCCACGAUUACUGGUACCAUGAAGUGGGAAGCUGUUAAUCAAUAUUUCCAGAAAGUGCUUUGCUUCAAAGUCCCUAUAACGAUUAAGAGUUGCCAAAAGUGUAGACAAACUGAACCUACAAUAAAUGUUCACAUAUAAAAUAUUUAAAAGCAUUAA